This is a messenger RNA of Hemiscyllium ocellatum (epaulette shark), 2090 nucleotides long. It is a transcript of the gene acad8, whose product is annotated as acyl-CoA dehydrogenase family, member 8. The coding region runs from base 30 to 1292 and encodes 420 amino acids. Gene Ontology annotation, molecular function: flavin adenine dinucleotide binding; acyl-CoA dehydrogenase activity. The record is from RefSeq and is a predicted model, not a curated record. NCBI's taxonomy places the organism in Eukaryota, Metazoa, Chordata, Chondrichthyes, Orectolobiformes, Hemiscylliidae. The transcript has 11 exons. Gene Ontology annotation, biological process: lipid metabolic process.
UCUGUGUUUGGAUGUGAAGGUUCUUCAGUAUGAUGGCGCUUACAGUUCAGCGCUUGCUCUGGAAACGCGUCUUUACAGCUUCGGGGUUUGUUAGGGCCUGCGUGCCGCUGUUUAGCUCCGUGCACAGCAGGACCGUCUCCACCUGUAUUGACCCUUCCAUAGGGCUCUCGGACGAUCAGAAAGAAUUCCAGAAAAUUGCCUUUAGUUUUGCUUUGAAUGAAAUGAGUCCACACAUGGCAGAGUGGGAUCAGAAGGAAAUCUUUCCAGUGGAGACAAUGAGGAAAGCUGCGCAACUUGGAUUUGGUGGGAUUUAUGUUCGUCAAGAUGUUGGGGGAUCAGGACUAUCACGAGUGGACACCUCGAUCAUAUUUGAAGCAUUAUCAACAGGCUGUGCAAGUACCACUGCUUACAUCAGCAUUCAUAACAUGUGUGCCUGGAUGAUUGACGCGUUUGGGAGUGAGGAGCAACGCCAUAUGCACUGUCCUAAACUAUGUAGCAUGGAGAAGUUUGCUUCCUACUGUCUCACAGAGCCAGGAAGUGGCAGCGAUGCAGCUUCACUAAUAACUACAGCAAGGCGAGAGGGAGAUUCCUACAUUCUCAAUGGCUCAAAGGCUUUCAUCAGUGGUGGAGGAGACACUGAUCUGUACGUGUUGAUGUGCAGAACUGGAGACAAGGGUCCCAAAGGCAUUUCUUGUUUAUUAGUGGAGAAAGGUACACCUGGACUCGGCUUUGGCAAAAAAGAGAGAAAGGUUGGAUGGAACUCUCAGCCAACUCGAGCUGUGAUAUUUGAGGACUGUGCUGUUCCUGUUAGUAACUUGAUUGGAAAAGAAGGUGAUGGAUUUUCCAUAGCCAUGCAUGGACUGAAUGGCGGAAGAAUCAACAUAGCUUCGUGCUCAUUAGGUGCUGCAUAUGCCUCCAUUCUCUUGACUCAAGAUUAUCUCAAAGUGCGCAAACAGUUUGGGAAACCUCUUGCCAGCAGUCAGUACCUGCAGUUUAAACUGGCUGAAAUGGCAACUGGACUGGUAGCAGCUCGUUUGAUAGUGCGUAAUGCUGCUGCAGCUCUCCAGGAGGAUCGACAGGAUGCAGUAGCCCUGUGUGCGAUGGCCAAACUCUUUGCAACUGAUGAAUGUUUUAAAAUCUGUAAUCAAGCGCUGCAGAUGCACGGUGGUUAUGGUUAUCUAAAGGAUUAUGCUGUACAGCAGUUUGUUCGAGAUAUCAGGGUGCAUCAGAUCCUAGAGGGUACCAAUGAAGUUAUGCGAAUGCUUAUCUCAAGAAACCUGUUUGAUGAAUAAUUUUUCUGCAUGCUAGGCCAGUUCUGCAGAAGAGAAACAACUCGUCUGAUUGAAUGAUUUUUCAAGGACAUUUCAAUCAAUUAACAGUUACACAUCUUCUUGAUUAAAUGAAAAAUAUUAAUAGCUAUGAACUAGCCUUUUCCAGAAAGAGAAAAUGUCUGUACCCUUCAAUGUAAGCUAUCUGAUCAGUAAAAUAUAACAUUUUUGUUGUUUACUACUUUUGUGGCCCUGUACUGUACAAAUUCUAUAUGAUUAGAAACCCAUCUGCAGCAACAUGGCAUAAGCACUCCAACCAUAAACAAAUUCUCAUUGUUUCACUGUUAUCAUUGUCACAGCAGCACAGCUGUCCACUGUGACAUGAAAGGCGCAACUAGCUACUGAACCUUGGCAACUGGUGAAAUGCUGUAAUUUUGGAAAUGACUUAGUGUGAAAAACUGUCAACUGCAACCAUAAAUGUUACUAAACUAUUGUAUAACUUGCCAGCUACAUAACCGGUUGGUUUUGGAAUUGUUUAAUCUCCCUACAGAAUGACUCUGUGUGGCAUAAACAUUGCUUUUCAGUCCUGGCUGUUUUGACUAGUACUGCAUGUGAUGCAAUGAAAAUGGGUCAGGAAGCUCCAUUCUCAUCAGAUGUGAAAAUUACCCAUCUCUGUUUUUCAAACAGAUGCCAAAUAAAAUGACCUAGUUAAACUCUGUUUAGAUUAGAUUCCCUACAGUGUGGAAACAGGCCCUUUGGCCCAACCAGUCCACACCCACCCUCCAAAGAGUAACCCAUCCAGACCCAUUUCCCCUUUGACUA